GCCACCCCCUUCUCACCCACACAGGAGGUGGACUAUGCCCAGCUGGAGGGGAACCUGCGCCGCUACGCCAGCAUCCCCUUCCGAGGUAAGUGCUGCCCACACCCUUCUCUGUGCAGCCUCCUGCCAGAUCCCUGCCUGCAGCAGGGGCUGUACAGCAGCCUGCAGGCAGCCUGCUGGCUUCCCAAGGGUGCUCAGCCUCCAGCCAGACUUUGCUCCAGAGCUGGCAGCCCCUUGGGUGACCCACCUGUGGGGCCCUUUGCACAGCACGUGCCCAGGCAGCCCAGGCACACGCGUGUGUCCUCGCACUAUUCCCACCACACUCUGGUGCAUGUUUGCAUGCACUCUCCACACGUGUGCAAGGAUGCUUGCACACAUCCUCCACAUGUAGCUGCAGGCUUGCACCUGCCCUCUGUACACCUGUGCACACUCAGAUUCAGUGCCACUGGAUGCAUAUCUGUUGAUUGCCCAGGAUGGGCUGCAGGAGGAGAGGGGCUGCAGGAAGAGGCUGGGGGUUGCAGGGAUGUGCCCUGGGGUCUUCCCUCUUCUGACCAGGCUGUGACUCAAGGGCUGUGGGGAUGGGAACAAGAGAGGGCACGCUGUGGGCUGCAGAGACUUGUCUGGGUGCCCAGGGGCAAGGAAGGGGAGAGGAUGAUUGGGACACCCAACCCUCCCAGCAUUCUGGAGCCCUGGAUGCUGCAGCAGAGCCUGGCAGCAAUGGGCUGGAGCUGGCCUGCCUGUGCCUGUGGUGUUGUCAGGGUCCCAAGAAAGGGGUCUAUGUGCCCCAUCUGGGGACGGGGUGGCACAGCCUGGCUGCAGGCACCAAUAAAUGCCCCGCUAGUGGUGCUAUGUGGGGCAGUUUCUGGGGAUGGAGGUGGGCAGGCGGUGUGUUCAGCCCCCAGGGUGCAGGUAUGGCACACAGAAGGGUUCUGGGGUAUGGAAUGGCACCGCCAGUGCUCAGUUUGGUGCAGGUGGGCACUGUUAUCUGGGAAGCACAUACCCACAUGUGCCCUUUGUCAGGGAGCCCAGGGCUUUGUAGAGCACCUGUGGGAGCCUCCUGGCCCCAAAGGACUGCUGGAUGUGGGCAUCAGGCUGUUCUGGGUGCCUGGUGCCCACCCAGGAGUGGGGUGCAGAGAGGGCAGGAACAGCUGCCCCAUGAGCACCCUGCUCCUGUGCCUGAGCCCUGCCCUCCCUGCGCUUGCAUUUCAGGGCUGGUGGUGCUGGGCUCCAAUGGGGAGUACCCCUACCUGGCACCCCGCGAGCGGCUGGAGGUGGUAAGCUGCGUGCGCCGGGCUCUGCCCAGGGACCGCCUGCUGGUGGCUGGCUCGGGCUGCGAAUCCACCCAGGCCACCAUUGAGCUGACUGUCAGCAUGGCAGAGGCGGGGGCUGAUGUGGCGCUGGUCGUGACGCCCUGCUACUACCGGGGGGGCAUGACCAGCGCUGCCCUGAUCCAGCACUACACGGAGGUGAGCUGUGCCCCAUGCCAGCCCCAGCUGGGGCAGCAGGAUGGGGAGCGCAUCCCAUACAUCUCUGACCCACCCCAGCUGCUGAGCUCUGCCUGGCUGCCCGCAGGUCGCCGACGCAUGCCCCAUCCCCGUGGUGCUCUACAGCGUCCCCGCCAACACCGGCCUGGACCUGCCCCUGGAGGCUGUCCUCACCCUGGCUCAGCACCACAACAUCAUCGGGAUCAAGGACAGCGGCGGGGAUGUGAGUGGGGCAAGGCUUUCCCGGGGCUGGCUGCCACCAAAUCUGGUCCCAAGCUGGGAAGGGGGAGGUGGGACUUGCAGCCCUUCCCUGGGCCCCGGGGACGCUGUGUGAGCCCCACGGAGGGGAGAUGGGGUGAUGCCCACCCUGGGGCACAUGAUGUCUCUCCCCAGAUUACUCGCAUGGGGCUGAUGGUCCACAAGACACGGCAGGAGGAUUUCCAGGUGCUGGCGGGAUCGGCUGGCUUUCUGAUGGCAAGCUAUGCCCUGGGUGCCUCUGGAGGGGUCUGUGCCCUCGCCAACGUCCUGGGUGCCCCACUGUGCCAGCUGGACCGCCUGUGCCGCGAGGGCCGCUGGCAGGAGGCCCGUGACCUGCAGCACCGGCUCAUUGAGCCCAACACGGCGGUCACUCGCCGGUUCGGGGUCCCAGGACUGAAGAAAGCCAUGGAGUGGUUCGGCUACUAUGGGGGUCCUUGCCGUGCACCCCUGGCCCCACUGAGUCCCCCCCAGGUUGAGGAGCUGAGGGGCACCUUCAGCACCAACGGCUGGUUGUGAGGGGUCCCCCCCACCCCUUCCUGCACCAGGAACGCACGGGAUCCAAGGACCCUGGGAGCUGGGGACGUGGUGGGGAUACUGGGAUGUGACCAGGAGAAAGCCACCCAUCUCACUCCUUCCUGCUGGACAGGGCUGCCCUGGGCAGAGUGGGUAGGGGGGACACUCAGCACCCCCUGGCCACACUUGCAUCCCUGCCAGUCCUCACGUCCCACCUGGGAAGGGAUGGAACCCUGCGCCAUGAGCUGGGAAUAAACCUGCUGCCCCCAUUCUGUGUCUGCAGUCCUGACCACGCAAGCAGCCCCCCACCCGGUCCCUCCUCCCGGCAAACAGGACGCGGCACGGGCGUUUGGCAACGUGGUUUACUCAGCUGAGGCCCGUGCAGGCAGCUGCACAAGGCAGGGUCACGGCAAGGCACGGGACCGGUGUGCGCCGAGACUGGCAGGGAGGGCACAGCCCCUGCAGCCCACCACUGGGCUGUGAGGUCUGUGAGGGCUGCCAGGACCCCCAUGCCAUGGCCAGCCAGACUGCACCAGGGGUGAAGGUGAGAACGCAGUGGGGAGAUGAAGGAUGCGUGCAGGGGGCAAGGUGGGGAGC
Molecule: messenger RNA, 2849 nt
Organism: Tyto alba (common barn owl)
Lineage: Eukaryota; Metazoa; Chordata; Aves; Strigiformes; Tytonidae
Gene: HOGA1
Product: 4-hydroxy-2-oxoglutarate aldolase 1
Exons: 4
Coding region: 576-2255 (559 amino acids)
Biological process (GO): N-acetylneuraminate catabolic process
Molecular function (GO): 4-hydroxy-tetrahydrodipicolinate synthase activity; N-acetylneuraminate lyase activity
Source: RefSeq, a predicted model, not a curated record